UGAAGCUAAAGAGAAACGGUGGGUACGCGACGCACCCAGUGUGACCCGUGGGGAGGAGUGGCAGGCAGGGAUUGAGAGGGGCAAAAACUGGCAGGGUGCGGUCUUAGUGCGCCACCGGCAACUCGGAUCACUUCAAUUCCUGAUUCGAGCGGAGACGUUCGCAAAAGGAGCGCAUUUAAAGACAGCAGACCGUCUCUCUGACAGCUGUCCAAAGGCUGCUUCGGAGUUACACUGUGUAUCUCUCUCUUCUAGACUCUGUUAGAUAAAUAAAUGGACUUGCCUGCUCACUCUCAUAUCGCUGUUUUUCUCGAGAGACCGACGUUGCGCAUUGUAUGGGCACUGAACACUUGGCACCACUGGAUCUUUUCGCCAUCUCUCCAUGACAGCCUCUGCGCAAAGCGACUUAACUUUUACGCGCUGACCAUGACGAGGAUAAGGCUGAUAAAGAAGUAAAGAUUUCCUCCUCCACCCCCCAUCUAUUACCCCGUGGGGGGGAAUAAGGAUCUACUUGGGGGGUAGUUUCUUAUUCGUCGGCGAGCUGUGCCACCGUACCACUCCGCGUGAGUGCCCGGCGGGCUGGGGUGGAAUGCGUCUCACCGUGGUGUUUGGGUUCCUCAUCGGCUGCGCCCUGAUUUUCGCACCUGUUAACGAGGGCUGUGGACCGGGGAGGGGAUAUGGGAAAAGGCGGCCUCCGCAGAAACUAACACCCCUCAAUUACAAGCAGUUCAGUCCACACGUAGCCGAAAAGACACUGGGAGCCAGCGGGAGACACGAGGGCAAGAUAACCAGGAACUCGGAGCGCUUUAAAGAGCUGACGCCCAACUACAACCCCGAUAUCAUCUUCAAAGAUGAGGAGAACACAGGUGCGGAUCGACUCAUGACGCAGCGCUGUAAAGAUAAGCUGAACGCUCUGGCUAUCUCUGUGAUGAACAUGUGGCCCGGUGUGAAGCUCAGAGUGACUGAGGGCUGGGAUGAAGACGGUCACCACUUUGAAGAUUCACUGCACUAUGAGGGCAGAGCUGUCGAUAUCACCACCUCCGAUCGCGACCGUAAUAAAUAUGGCAUGUUGGCACGUCUAGCGGUGGAGGCUGGUUUUGAUUGGGUCCACUUUGAGUCCAAAGCUCACGUCCACUGCAGUGUGAAGUCAGAUCACUCCGUGGCGGCCAAGACCGGAGGAUGCUUUCCAGCAUCAGCUUCUGUAACCGUUGAGGACGGUAGCGUGAAGACCAUGGAGAGCUUACAGCCUGGAGAUAAAGUGCUGGCAUCAUCACAGAGCAACGGCAGCGGGCCGCUCAUCUACAGCGAAGUCAUCGCCUUCCUGGAUCGGGAUCCUAACGUACACAAGCAGUUCUACAGCAUCCAAACAGACUCUGGUGCUACACUGACCUUGACCGCAGCUCAUCUCCUGUUCGUGUCCGAGGGGAACUGCUCAGGGCCUGUAGCCAGCGGACAGCUACGAUCUGUAUACGCUAGCGAUGUCCGACCAGGUCAAUGUGUGGUGUCCACACGAGAAACAGAACAGCAGGGACAGCUGUCCCAGGUCACUCGGAUCCAAAUCCAGGAGCACAAGGGCGUUUUCGCCCCACUUACCCGCCACGGCACAGUGGUGGUCAAUGGCAUAGUUUCGUCUUGCUACGCGGCCGUGGACCAGCACUGGCUGGCUCACUGGGCUUUCGGCCCACUCAGGGUACUUUAUAGCUGGGGCGGGCCAGUUGGACAUCAGGCUGUGGGGAUACAUUGGUAUUCCUCACUGCUGCACUGGGUUGGGACUUUUGUGCUGGACCCAACACAUUUUCACCCAUGGAGCAUGAUGGACAAUGACAGAUGAAUGCAAGGAGAAACGUUGGAAUAAGAAGUGUUCGGUAAAUAAAUGGGGUGAAAGAGAUGGAAUUUGAAUUAAUGUAGGAAACAGAAAGGUUAAAUGAUGGAGAAAGGACCUCGAUUGAGAGAAGGAAGUGAGAGAAUCAUUUAUGGACUCUGUUAAAAGACUUUUAAAAGAGGAUACAGAGAUCCUCUGGGUCGACCCUCAUUAGAAGAACAAAGUGGACAUAAAAAUGGUUCUUUAAAAACCCACAUGUAAAAAAUAUUUAACACUUUUUCAAAAGGGGUUUUUACACUGGAACAUUCUCACAAGUAUACAAAGACGCACACUCUCUUACUCAGAUUUGUCCGUCUCGGUUUUUCUCCUUCGCGUAUUAUCAAAGUGGUUGAAGGAACAGGUAAACUAUAUGAAUUUGCUCAUACUCAGGUAAGCAAUGACUCACAGGAUAGCAGGCCAACCCUGACUGAUAAGGUUGAGGUUUGAGACGGAUAAGGAAGUUCUGUUAGAAAAGGAAUGAGUUUGGAAGGUACACAAACACACCCAUAGAAACCUACAGCUUAGGGGGAAAACAGCAGGAAAAAGUCUUGUACUCCAUGGAAGCCCGUUGUUAUUUCAGGUCAUUUUCAGGUUUUGUUUCUCAUACGGUCAGUUAUGUCUUUCCCAAAUUAAUCAACUAUUUAAUGGUCGCUUUUUACACUGUAUUUCUACAUCUAGCAUACAUAAGGGUUUGAGUAUACAUACACGUUUAUGAAGGCUUCAUUCGAGACAUUACGUUUACUCGGUGUAAUGUGUAGCAAUUUUAUAAGCGUCAGAGUUUAUGCCAGUUUAUGUAAUCCUUAUGUGUGCUUUAUGCAGUGAUACUCGAUUUCCCGUACAAAUGACUGUAUUUAUCUGUUUUGUGGCAUUAUUUACAUUUUACUUAAAGAUGUCAGAAAUUAUAUAAUAUUUGUAAAACUAUUUAAAGAUCUAUUUUUCAGAAUUAAAGAUUAUGGAAAUAUG
Molecule: messenger RNA, 2821 nt
Organism: Paramisgurnus dabryanus
Lineage: Eukaryota; Metazoa; Chordata; Actinopteri; Cypriniformes; Cobitidae
Gene: ihha
Product: Indian hedgehog signaling molecule a
Biological process (GO): regulation of gene expression; smoothened signaling pathway; intein-mediated protein splicing
Molecular function (GO): patched binding; calcium ion binding
Source: RefSeq, a predicted model, not a curated record